Messenger RNA from Maudiozyma barnettii, 1575 nucleotides. RefSeq names its product carboxypeptidase C PRC1 (gene PRC1). The record is from RefSeq and is a predicted model, not a curated record. Lineage: Eukaryota; Fungi; Ascomycota; Saccharomycetes; Saccharomycetales; Saccharomycetaceae. Bases 1 to 1575 code for a protein of 524 amino acids. The transcript has a single exon. Gene Ontology annotation, molecular function: serine-type carboxypeptidase activity. Gene Ontology annotation, biological process: proteolysis. Gene Ontology annotation, cellular component: fungal-type vacuole.
AUGCUAACCCAAAAACUACUUUUAUCCCUUGCAACAGCUGUUGUUGCUGUUUCAGGGUUCUCCUUUCAACAACCUUUUGCUUUCGAUAACGAAAACAGUAUUUUAAACAAUGUUGUCAACUCCCUAGGAUUAUCAGGUGCACCAGCAGACUUAUCUAAGGACGUCCUGGAUGCAUGGAAGGAUAUCCCAAAAAGAUUCCCCAAUUUAAUUGCUGAUAUUCAAUUUACUACUAAACCUAAAUUCGAUAUCGUUCCUAAAUUUAACUGGGAUUUUGUUCAAACUGAUGCAAAAUUCUCAAACUAUCAAUUACGUGUGAAUAAGAUUAAGGACGCAAAAAAAUUAGGUAUCGACCCAGACGUGAAACAAUACACUGGUUAUCUAGAUGUAGAAGACGAAGAUAAGCAUUUCUUCUACUGGUUCUUCGAAUCUAGAAAUGACCCCGCAAAUGACCCUAUCAUUCUGUGGUUGAAUGGUGGACCUGGUUGUUCUUCGAUGACAGGUUUAUUCUUCGAAUUAGGCCCUUCUUCCAUUGGUCCAAAGAUUAAACCUAUCUAUAAUCCCUCUUCUUGGAACUCAAAUGCAUCUGUUAUCUUCUUAGAUCAACCUGUUAAUGUUGGGUUUUCUUAUUCCGGCGACUCCAAGGGUGUAUCCAACACUGUUGCUGCAGGUAAAGAUGUAUAUGCAUUUCUCGAAUUAUUCUUUAAACAAUUCCCUGAAUAUUCUACUCAGGACUUCCAUAUUGCAGGUGAAUCAUAUGCAGGUCAUUAUAUCCCAGUGUUUGCUUCUGAGAUUCUUGCACAUGAGGAAAGAAAUUUCAACUUGACCUCUGUUAUGAUUGGUAAUGGUUUAACUGAUCCUUUAACUCAAUAUAGUUACUACGAACCUAUGGCUUGUGGUAGAGGUGAUGCUCCUGCCGUUCUUCCAGAAGAACAAUGUGCCGCUAUGAACGAUACUUUGGAUCGUUGUUUGAAUCUAAUUGAAUCAUGUUAUGCAUCCGAAUCUGUUUGGACUUGUGUUCCAGCAUCUAUCUAUUGUAAUAAUGCUCAAUUAGCACCUUUCCAACGUACCGGUAAAAAUGUAUAUGAUGUUAGAAAAGAAUGUGAAGGUCAAUUAUGUUAUUCCGAUAUGGAAUAUAUCGAUUCUUAUUUGAAUGAAGAAUACGUCCAAGAAGCUAUUGGUGCCGAAGUUAGUCAUUUUGAAUCUUGUAAUUUUGAUAUUAAUAGAAAUUUCUUAUUCAAUGGUGACUGGAUGAAACCAUAUCAUAGAGCUGUUACUGACCUAUUGGACAAGGGUCUACCUGUCUUAAUUUAUGCUGGUGAUAAGGAUUUCAUUUGUAAUUGGUUAGGUAACAGAGCGUGGACUGAUGAACUACCAUGGGAACAUCAUGAAGAAUUUACAUCUCAAAAGAUCCGUGACUGGACUGCUUUCAUCACUGGUGAAAAAGCAGGUCAAGUAAAGAGUUUCGAUAAUCUGACUUAUCUAAGAAUUUACGAUGGUGGUCAUAUGGUCCCAUAUGACCAACCUGCUAACUCUCUAUCUAUGGUUAACGAAUGGAUUGCUGAAUUAAAACUUUAA